CUUUGGGUUCUGCUGCAAAUCCCACAUUCUUGUUGAAAUACCAAUCAACCUUAAUGCUUCACCAUAGUUUUCACUUCUUUUUUCCCUCUUUCACUUAUCACUCAUAAUAAAGAAACAGAAACAGAAACAGAAACAGAAACAGAAAAAGGAAAAGGAAAAGGAAAAGGAAAAGGAAAAGGAAAAGAAAACAAAUGGCUUCUUCUCUUACCUCAAAUAAAAAACCUGCUCUUUCUCUAAAGAGCUUCAGGAUUAACACAAACUUUUCCACUGACAACCCUGAAAAAAAUCUAAUCAACUUAUCCCACCACUAUCUCCAAAACAACUCCAAUAUCAACAUCAACACCAACAUCGCUCCCGAUAAACUAGCCCCCCACCAUCCCGAACUAUCCUCUUUACUAUACAGAGAUAUCAACGGCCUAAAAAUUGGCCAGGUCUAUCGUUAUCAAAUCACCUUCAAAAGAUUGAAAUUCACCCCAACAUCAAAGAUAAAUCAGCUAUUUGUCAGAAUUAAAAACAUCGAAUCCUCCAUAAAAACUUCCCUAAACCUUCUAGGCCCCUUCACUCUCUACAUUGAUCUCCUCCCCUACAAUUACUAUCUCAAAAACAUCCUUCCAAUUCCCACUGACAAAUCGUUCCUCCAAUUCAAGUCAAACUUAAACCCAGGAAAAUCUUUCAAUCUCGUUUUAAACCUAAACCAAAACUCUCUCGUUAAAGACGAUGGAAACAUCGAAGAAUACAACUGGCAACUAAACAUCUUGUCUCAAAAUCUCCUACAAUCAAGCAUCGCUACAAACUUCGAUCUUCUUAUCGGCUUGAAUCCAUCCCACCUAAAAAAUAUUCACCACAAUAACGACUUGGAUACCUACACAACCAAUAAAAUCAUAUCGAAAAAUCUAAAUUCGCUUUUCUACUCUCUCAAUAUUAAAAGCUACAACACAAACAAGAUCUGGUCAAGUCCUCCCCCAAUCCCAGACAACCAAGACAUCCAUCUUAUCAUACUAACUCAUGGCGUUUACUCCAACGUUGGUGCUGAUAUGCUAUAUCUAAAGGACAAAAUUGAACAACAUAAUUACGAUUUCGUCAAAAAAAAAUUCAAAGACAACAUCAUAGUAAGAGGUUAUCAAGGCAACGUUUGCAAAACUGAUAAGGGUAUUCAAUUUCUUGGAAAAAACUUAGCUAACUACAUCUUUAAAUUAAUCAACAGCCCUAAAUACCCUUAUUCCAAAAACAUUAAAAGAAUCUCCUUCAUUGGUCAUUCCCUAGGUGGUCCAAUCCAAUCGUUCGCAAUAUACUAUCUCCUAAACAAUAAAGCAUAUUACCAGGGCAAAAAUUCUAAUAAAAGACACUUGAACGAUUUAAUUCCAGUUAACUUUAUUGCUUUAGCCUCCCCAUUCAUGGGUGUGUUUUGCGAAUUUGGAAAUCUUAUUAAGUUUGGCUUAAAUAUAGGCUUCUUGGGUAGAACUGGUAAAGAUUUAACUUUAAGCCAUACUUAUUUCAAAUUUUCAAUCAAAUCUGAUGAUAAAAAAAAAAUCACUCCCCUUUCCAACGAUCAAAAUCCCCCCAACAAUAGUAACUCUAAUGAAAAGGAAAAAAAGAAAUUCCAGCUUUUAAAAGAGAAAAAAAGACAGUUCAAACUCAUCUCAAAACCAAUAUUAGAAUUGAUUCCAGAAGAUACAAGAUUUCAUUUCUACUUGAGAAAAUUCAAAAACAGAUGUCUUUAUGCUAAUAUCGUCAAUGACGGUAUAGUUCCAUUAAAUACAUCCGCGUUAUUGUAUCUUGAUUACAAAAGUUUAAUGAACAUCAACAACAUUCAAAAGCAAAAUCAAAAAAGAAUUGAAAACAACCAAAACGAAACUGAAACUGAAAACGAAACUGAAAAUGAAAAUGAAAAUAAAAAUGAAAAUGAAAAUAAAAAUGAAAAUGAAAAUAAAAAUGAUUUUGGAAAAAAGAAAAAAAGGAGACCCCAAUUUCGCAGAAACCAUACUUUAUACUCUCUAAAACGAAAUCCAUCCAGAAAGGUCACUGCUAUUCCCCAAGAAAAAACUAAAAAUCCCAUACUUUACUCAAAACUAAAAAGUAAUAAAAAUCUUGUGACAAACAAGUAUUUUAAUACAAAUAAAAGUUCAGUCAAUCAAAUGCCAAAUGAUACCAACAAUACACCAACUUCUGAAUCUUCCAAUACAUCUAAUCCACCUGCAGAAGCUAAUCUACUUACAAAAUCUGAUCCACCUGUAUCUUUCACUUCUUUACGUCUUCACUCAAAUAAAAAGGACUCAAAUGCUAAUUUCGAUGUCAACUCUAAUAAUGCAGCUUACCUCAAAAUAACCCCCUCUACGACUGUAAAUUCAGUGAGCCCCAGAUCCAAUUUAUCUUCACCAAAUAAACUGAAUCAUUUAAAUAACUCAAACGGUUUGAAAUUGUUUGAUAAGAAUACUGGUCAAAGAGCCAGUGAUUUUGAAGGAAAUCUAUUACCAUACAAAUCGCACUCAAGUUAUUCUUCUUUUCCUGUGCUGCAUUUGAAUUCUGCACCAAAUAGUAUAAUGGGUACAGGUACAGGCACAAAUGGUACAAUACAACAUAAUAAUACAAACGCCAGUCAAAAAAGUUCUCGUCCUAAGAUGAGAAGAAGAUUAUCUAAAAGAGAAAAAAAAAUUCACCGUUUAACAACUGUUCCUGUAUCUACUCCUGAUAAUUCAGCAAUGUCGACUGUAUCUAGUGCUGAGCAAAGCUCAUUAAUGAAGUUAGACAAUAAAUUGAAUAACAGUUCAUCGACACUGUUGGAAGAAAAUAAUUUUAAUAAUCAAGAUCAAUCAAAAUCAAUUCGAAUAAGAGAAGAUAAUGAUAAUGAUAAUAAUGAAUCUAUUUAUAUCCCUGAGAAGCCAUCGUCCGUAUACUCAUUUUACAACGUGUUAAUAGCACCAGAACCCACAGUAGAGUUUUUUGAAACAUAUCUCAAACGUUUUGUCAAAGAAAAUACUCUGGAUGAAGAUGACGAUGAAGAGCAGAUGGAUAGAACUCGGAUUCAAAGAAAAAUCAACAGAGGAACCUUGAACGUGUAUGAUGAUUAUCAAAGUAGUGCAAUUGUUCACGAUAAAAUAUACUCCUAUGAUCUAUUGCCCAAACCCGUUUAUAACAGAGUAAGCAGACACAAGUACAAAGAAAGAAAUAAGCAUCACAGAUACCUAAAAAUUGAGGAGCAGGAUAAGAAAAGCACAAAGGACACUUCAGAGACAAUAAAAACAAACGCAAAUUCUGACAAUAACCAUUUGAGUGCCAUUGUGGAGAUCUCAAGUUUCAGCGAUAGAACACACCAGAGAAAUGCUUCCAUUGACAACACAUUGAGGAAUGUCAAUACAGAGGAAACUAGCUAUACAUUGCGAGUGCCUAUGGCUCUAUCAAGGCUGCAAAACGAUUUGAAUUCUUUAGUAAGCAGCGUUAGUAAUGACUCCAUCAACAAUCUUCUUAGUUAUGAUUCACUUUGUCAUUAUGAGACAAUGAACACUAUUGACUCAGCAAAAACAGACGACAGAAAGGAAGGGGAUACUUUCGAAAUAGAAGACAACCCAUUUUACUACAAAAGCAAGAAAAUCAAAAAGCUAACUCGGUUGUUCAGGCUGAACAAAAAGGACCAGCAGGAAGAGAGAAUUGCCAGACUAUACCAGUAUGACACCACCUGGAGAAAGGUGUUGGUGAAGCUCAAGCCUGAUGCACACAACAACAUCAUCGUUAGAAGACGAUUCGUUAAUUCCUAUGGCUGGGAGGUGGUCGACCAUAUGGUCAAGAACUUUUUCUAGUUUUUACUUUGUUUUAUUUUAUUUUAUUUCAUUUCAUUUCAUUUCAUUUUAUUUUAUUUUAUUUUAUUUUAUUUUAUAUAUACUGUAUUUUUGCCAUAUUUUAUUUCUAUACUAUAAUAGACAGUUCUUAGAAUGUAAACCACCAGGCCAAUAGCUGUGCAAAGCAUUGAAAACGUCUUCUCUU
This is a messenger RNA of Ascoidea rubescens DSM 1968, 3978 nucleotides long. RefSeq names its product lipase ROG1 family protein. The record is from RefSeq and is a predicted model, not a curated record. Gene Ontology annotation, molecular function: monoacylglycerol lipase activity. The coding region runs from base 192 to 3794 and encodes 1200 amino acids. Lineage: Eukaryota; Fungi; Ascomycota; Saccharomycetes; Ascoideales; Ascoideaceae. The transcript has a single exon.